UGGAGGGUGAGAUUGAAAAUUGAAGCAGCAAAUCUUGAAAGCCAAGGAGUCAUCCACCAAGCCUCCUGAGGUGGCUCUGAAGAACAUGAUUGAAAAAUUGAAGGAGGAGGCUUAUCACGAAUACUCUGAGGCCAUCAGAGCCAUGGGCUUGAAGGACAGACUUGAGAUGCUGAGAGAAGAAGUUUCAAAAGUAAAUUCUAAGGACCGACUAAUGAAUCCUGUUCUGAUGGACAAGAUUGAGAAGCUUAAGCAUGAGCUGAACCAGAGUCUAUCAGCGGCUCCAAAUUACACAAUCCUUAAAUAUAAACUUGACAUGUUGAAGGAGGUUUCUACAGCCAAGAGUCUCUCCAAGGCUGCUACAAUGAAGCAGGAAGUUAAUAAGAAAUUAAGUGAAAUCAUGGGUCGGCCUGAGAUAAAGGAGAAGCUUGAACAUUAGAAGCUGAGGUUCAAAGUUCUGGUUCAUCAAGCUUUAUUGAUUUAGAUGAAGGGGUGAAGGACAAAAUACUGAAGUUGAAGAGCGAGAUAGAAUUGGAAAUGAUUAGUGCUCUGGAGUCUUUGAGUUUGGAGGUUGUGGUUGUAAAAUCUAAUGCAAACCCGGCCUCAC
Molecule: messenger RNA, 604 nt
Organism: Gossypium raimondii (Peruvian cotton)
Lineage: Eukaryota; Viridiplantae; Streptophyta; Magnoliopsida; Malvales; Malvaceae
Product: acetyl-coenzyme A carboxylase carboxyl transferase subunit alpha, chloroplastic-like
Exons: 1
Coding region: 86-436 (116 amino acids)
Biological process (GO): fatty acid biosynthetic process
Cellular component (GO): acetyl-CoA carboxylase complex
Molecular function (GO): carboxyl- or carbamoyltransferase activity; acetyl-CoA carboxylase activity
Source: RefSeq, a predicted model, not a curated record